Pelobates cultripes (western spadefoot toad) is the source of this 333-nucleotide messenger RNA. Lineage: Eukaryota; Metazoa; Chordata; Amphibia; Anura; Pelobatidae. The record is from the annotation of a GenBank genome assembly.
CAUAGUCACGGCGUACACCCGACCGCAAAAAACAACAGAACGGCGGGUAAACACCUGCCGCAUACCACAGAUACAAAUGGCGACGAAAUCGUGCAAGAAGUUGAAGCAGAAAAUGCUUCAAAUGCACCUCACCUCGGCCACCAUGCUGGAUAUGGCGGGACAAGAUGGCGCCGACGGCCCGAGCUCACCAACCUCCAUUUCGGAAGUAAGUGAUCCUGCUCACAGCAUGGCUGACUACUCUGCCCCAGUUACAACUGCCACUCUCAAAUCCUUACUUGCAGACCUCAAAUCCACAUUCCACACAGACCUCAUGCAAAUAGCAUCAGACAUCAG